Messenger RNA from Carassius carassius (crucian carp), 3234 nucleotides. Its product is annotated as mucin-5B-like. The transcript is spliced from 23 exons. The coding region runs from base 1 to 3234 and encodes 1077 amino acids. Gene Ontology annotation, cellular component: extracellular matrix. NCBI's taxonomy places the organism in Eukaryota, Metazoa, Chordata, Actinopteri, Cypriniformes, Cyprinidae. The record is from RefSeq and is a predicted model, not a curated record. Gene Ontology annotation, molecular function: protein binding.
AUGUCCACGUACCCCCUGGCUGCCUCGCCCUCGAGGGUGGUGAGGAUGGAAGAGGGAGACGGGCAGCUUCUGGCAGUGAAAGGGGCCGUCCACGACUUCGUCACCUCUUCAUGCACCUCCGGGAAGAAAGGAACCGGAGCAGAACGAGGUUGUGAGCUGCGCUCCGUGCCGAGAAACCAAUCGUCCAGCUUCGAGGGCUCGGGACUGGGCAGUGUAGUCACCUCCAGCCCUAUACUCACAGCUGCCCUGACACCAGUUUGUGAGCAGCUGCUUUCAGGCCCAUCUUUCAGCAGUUGUAAGGAAAUCGUACCUCUUGACUCCUUCAUCAAGGCCUGUGAAUUGGACAUGUGCUUCUGCACCAACAGGACCAGAUCCUUUUGUGUUUGCAGAACCAUCUCAGAAUACUCUCGCCAGUGCAUCCAGGCAGGUGGAAAGCCUGAUCCGUGGAUAAAGGAGCAGUUCUGUGACCAAUCUUGUCCUUACCACAAUAUGGUGUAUCAAGAAUGUGGAAACCCUUGUAUCAACACCUGUACAAACCCUGAUAGAAGUCAUAUUUGUAAGGACCAAUGCAUCGAUGGGUGUUUCUGUCCUGAAGGAUACCUGUUUGAUGACCUCAGUGAUAGAGGUUGUAUUGCCAAGAAUCAGUGUCCCUGCAUCCACAAUGGAAAAAUAUAUGAACCUGGACAGACCUACAGAAGUAACUGUAAAGAAUGCACUUGUGUCGAUAAUCUAUGGAGCUGCGAAGACAGAGAUUGCCCAGGGACUUGCUCUGUCGAAGGUUGUUCCCAUAUUACCACUUAUGAUGGGAGGACAUACAGUUUUCAUGGAGACUGUACUUACGUUCUUUCUAAGACCAGAGACAAUGAGUUUACAGUUUUGGGGGAUCUGAUGAAAUGUGGUUUUACUGUCACUGAAACAUGUCUGAAGGCAGUAACAAUUUUUUUCUCAAAGAGGAACACAGUGUUCAGGAUCCAGUCCGAUGGAAAAGUGUUUGUUAAUAAAACGUAUUCACAGCUCCCUCUUUCCAUUGCUGAUGCAAUGAUUUUCAAACCCACCACAUUUUUCAUCAUCGUCCAGACAUCUUUUGGGCUUGAGCUGGAGAUCCAGCUCAUACCAGUAAUGCAGGUUUACAUAAAAGUUGAUGUGACUUACAAGCAGAAAACAAAUGGUUUGUGUGGGAACUUCAACAGUAUUCAAGCAGAUGACUUCAUAACUGUUAGUGGAUCUCCUGAAGCUACAGCAGUAGACUUUGCCAAUGGCUGGAAAGCACAAGCCAACUGCCCUGAUGUUAAAAACAGCUUUGAGGAUCCCUGCAGUCUCAGCUUAGAUAACGAGAGAUAUGCUAAGAAAUGGUGCUCUCUGCUGUCAGACCCUGAUGGGGUGUUUGCUCCAUGCCACAAAGAGAUCAGCCCUGAUAUCUAUGAAAUGAUCUGCAUGUAUGAUGCCUGUAGUUGUGAGAAAAGUGAAGACUGCAUGUGUGCUGUUUUGUCUUCAUACGUACACAACUGUGCUGCAAAAGGGGUUAAUCUGCCUCACUGGAGAAACAUUGCAUGCAGCAAAUUUUCAGCAAGCUGUCCCGACAAUAUGGUUUAUUCUUACAAUGUUCAAAACAACAGUCGUUCCUGCCGUUGCAACGGUGACCCAGACUUCACUUGUGAUGUCACAUUUGAGCCUGUAGAUGGGUGUAUCUGUGCAGAGGGAACGUUCCUUGAUGAAGAAGCAAAAUGUGUCCCUUUAUCUAGUUGUUUCUGCUACAGCAAAGGCACAGUGAUUCUCCCAGGAGAAGUUAUCAACAGGGAUGGCACCAUGUGCACUUGCAAGGACGGGAAACUCAGUUGCAUUGGAAAGAGAAUUAGGCAACAAUCUUGUCCCCAACCUAUGGUGUUCUUUGACUGCACUAGUGCUGCUCCUGAAUCUACAGGAUCAGAGUGCCAAAAGAGCUGCAACACUUUAGAUAUGGCUUGUAUUAGCAGUGAGUGCAUCUCGGGCUGUAUGUGUCCGCCUGGACUGGUAUCAGAUGGUAUGGGUGGCUGCAUCAAAGAAGAUCUUUGUCCUUGCAUUCACAAUGGCAUUUUACACCAACCUGGAGAUACAAUCAAAGUGGACUGCAAUAGCUGUACUUGUAAGGACAGGAAAUGGGAAUGUACCACAAACCCGUGCCAUGGAACCUGCUUAGUUCACGGAGAUGGCCAUUACAUUACAUUUGAUGGAAAUAGAUACACUUUUGAUGGAGAAUGUGAAUACACUUUAAUCACAGAUUAUUGCGGACAUGCCAAUGCCAGUGGUACUUUGCGAGUUCUCACUGAAAACAUACCAUGUGGAUCUACUGGCGCCACUUGCUCUAAGGCUGUCAGACUUUUCCUUGGGAACAAGGAGCUCAAAUUGACAGAUGGAGGUUAUCAGACUUUUCACAGAGAUGAGGGAGCGGACAUUCCUUACCAAAUUUUGAUAAGAGGAAUUUACAUGGUCAUUGAGGCAAAUAAUGGACUAAUUGUCAUGUGGGACCAGAGGGCAAAUGUGUUAAUCAAACUCAGUCCAAACUUUAAGGGUGCUAUUUGUGGUCUUUGCGGGAACUUUGAUGGGAACGCAAACAACGACUUCAUGUUGAGAAGUCAGGAGGUGGUUGUUAAACCCUUGGACUUUGGAAACGAUUGGAAAGAGUCUAAUAGCUGUCCUGUUACUAUGGAAAUUAGAAAUCCCUGCUCAAAUAAUCCUUACAGGCAAGCAUGGGCUCAGAAAGAAUGUAGCAUCAUUAAGAGUGGAGUUUUUACAACAUGCCAUUAUCAAGUGGAUCCCAAUCAUUUUUAUGAUGCUUGUGUGAGAGACUUGUGUGCUUGUGAUAGCGGUGGGGAUCAUGAGUGUUUGUGCACUGCUAUAGCAGCCUAUGCACAGGCCUGCAAUGAGGCUGGAGCCUGUGUUGCCUGGAGAACACCUAAAAUAUGCCCAUUGUUCUGUGAUUAUUACAAUGCUCCUGGGAAGUGUGAUUGGCAGUACAAACCUUGCGGAGCUCCUUGUCUGCAGACCUGCAGAAAUCCAAUUGGGCAGUGCUCAAGUCAGAUACGAGCACUUGAAGGUUGUUACCCCAAAUGUCCCCCUGGACAUCCUUACUUUGAUGAGGAUACAAUGAAAUGUGUUAAAAAAGAGCAGUGUGGCUGUUAUGACAAAGAGGGGAAACAUUACAGCGAUCAGGAGAUAGUUCCUUCAAUAGAGAACUGUCAAAUAUGUGAUCUUUGA